CUCUCUCUUUCUCUCUCUAUUUUCUCUCACUGGCAGUACACGGAGCAGGUAAAGCUCAAAGCACAAAACUCCACAUAAACUGGUGUCCUAACCGCGAAAUAUCAUAAAAUGUAUCUUAUUCAAGUAAGGAGACUAAAUUAAGAUGUAAAACUUAUGUGAUGUUCCAGCCUUAAAUGAGGGUGAAAUGUGACAAUCCCACCAGUACUCCCAAACACACCUGGUACACGACUUGACGCUGAAGAAAACUGUUAUUGACACUUUCAAAGGCAGUGCUAAGGGCUUAUGUAACUUGUCACACUAGGGCGGCUGUUCUUUGCCCUCACAAGUGCUGUUUUACUUCCCUGAUUAGGUUCUACACUUAACAAGUGAUUUCAAUCCGCAGCGAUUUGCCAGAAAUUUAUGAGGACAGACCAAAAACAGAAGGCAAAAAUCUGGAUAUUCUGCAAAAAUCUGGACAAUUGAGAACACUGGGAAUUUCUGAAAUGGACAAAAAGAAAGAUACCACAAUACAGCUGGAAGAUGUAGAUCAAAAUGGCACUCCUUCUAGAAGAAAAUUGUCCACACAAGAAACACGCACAUAUUCUAGGGGGUCAACUGUAACAUUUCACAACAUAUGCUAUGUUGUGAAAACAUCCUCUGGUAUGCCAUGCAAAAAGAAAGUGACUAAAAAGGACAUUCUGAGAGAUGUAAAUGGAAUUAUGAGACCUGGUUUGAAUGCAAUCCUUGGACCAACAGGCAGUGGUAAAUCAUCUCUUUUGGACAUACUUGCUGCAAGAAAAAAUCCUAAAGGUCUUUCUGGAGAUGUACUAAUUGAUGGAGCUCCUCAGCCACCAAAUUUCAAAUGCAUUUCUGGCUAUGUGGUGCAGGAUGAUGUGGUGAUGGGAACGCUGACGGUUAAAGAGAAUUUUCAGUUCUCAGCAGCACUUCGUCUACCAAAGAGCAUCAGGCAGAAGCAGAAAAAUGAAAAAGUGGAGCAGCUUAUCAGAGAGUUGGGGUUAAGUAAAGUAGCAAAUUCUAAGAUUGGAACGGCCUUUGUCCGUGGUGUGUCUGGAGGAGAAAGAAAAAGGACAAACAUUGGGAUGGAACUUAUCACCGACCCUUCUGUGCUUUUCUUGGACGAACCUACUACAGGUUUAGAUGCCAGCACAGCUGGUGCCGUCUUGCUGCUCUUGAAAAGGUUGUCCAGGAAAGGAAGAACAAUAAUCUUCUCUAUUCAUCAGCCACGAUUUUCCAUCUUCAGACUGUUUGAUUCACUGACGCUACUGGCCAGUGGAAGGAUGGUGUACCAUGGUCCUGCUCAAGAUGCGGUAGAAUACUUUGCAUCAAUCGGAUACACAUGUGAAGCAUUCAACAACCCAGCAGACUUUUUUCUGGAUGUCGUUAAUGGAGACUCAACUGCAGUGGCUUCAAAUAAGGAGGAAGACAUUGAUAUAGAUAUGCUGGAACAUGGAGAAGAUGACAGAAGCAUUGUAGAGAGGCUUGCAGAAGAAUACUCCAAGUCCAGCUACUACAGAGAUACUAAGACAGAGUUAGAGAAGUUAUCAGAGAAAAGUUCCGAAAAGUCUGCAGCAGUUUUCAGAAGUGUCACAUAUGCAACAUCGUUCUGUCAUCAGCUGAAAUGGGUUUCUAAGCGUACAUUUAAAAACCUGCUGGGCACACCUCAAGCUUCAGUUGCACAGCUCGGAAUUUCUGUUUUUCUUGGUCUUAUUGUGGGCGCCUUAUUCUUUGGUGUUAAAAAUGAUGACAGUGGAAUUCAAAACAGGGUUGGUGCUUUGUUCUUCAUGAGUACAAAUCAGUGUUUUAGUAGUGCAUCUGCCAUAGAGCUAUUCAUCACAGAAAAUAAGAUCUUCAUACAUGAAUACAUCAGUGGUUACUACAGUGUCUCAGCUUACUUUUUCUCAAAGCUGAUGGCUGAUCUGCUACCUAUGAGGACAUUACCUUCAAUUAUCUUGUCUAGCAUCGCCUAUUUUAUGAUAGGAUUUAAACCAACAGUUGAAGCCUUCUUCACCCUGAUGUUGACUUUAAUUCUAACAUCCUAUACGGCUACUUCCAUGACACUAGCCAUAUCUGCAGGGCAGAAUGUUGUAGCUGUGGCCAGCCUCCUCACAACAAUUAGCUUUGUCUUCAUGCUUAUUUUCUCAGGACUUUUGGUAAAUCUUCCAAGCAUCAUGGACUGGUUGUCAUGGCUACAGUAUCUUAGUAUUCCUCAAUAUGCCCUCACAGCUUUACAGGUAAACGAGUUAACUGGUUUGAAAUUCAACUGUGAUCCUUCAGAUACAACAUCUAGUCCUAACAAUUCCAGUUCUUCAGCAAGGUGCUUCACUGGUGAAGAAUACUUGGCAAGGCAAGGCAUUGAAGCAAGCAGCUGGGGAUUAUGGCAAAAUCACCUUGCCUUGGCAAUAAUGACAAUUAUUUUUCUGUUAAUUACAUACCUAAAAUUACGUUUUAUGAAUAAAUUUACUUAACCUCAGAGAUGUAGUGCUAACCAAAUACUUCUAGUGUUUUCUCUAUUUUUUUUUCUGAGAAAUGUGCAAUAUUAGACUGUUUUUGUACAAUAUUACAGCUACAGAGAUUAUCACAGUUCAAAAUGUUUUAUAUUUAAAUUUUAUUUACAAAUGAUUUACAACUAAUAGUGCAAUAGUUUAUGGAGUAUGAGUACCUAGUAAGGGCAUUUCAGCUUACUAGUAUAUUAUUUGAUUCAGACAUGUAUCUUUAGGUGCACUCACAGUAAUGGUUUACUUUUCCUUUAAAUUAGUUAAACAUAGAUGUUUAAUGCCAUCUGUUAUGCACUGAGAGAUUUACUGCAGGAUUACCUUGAAAGCAGAACAUCCUACUUGUGAUUUUGCCAUGUGAGACGUCAAUAAAUACUAACACCCGUGUU
Protopterus annectens (West African lungfish) is the source of this 2881-nucleotide messenger RNA. RefSeq names its product ATP binding cassette subfamily G member 2 (Junior blood group) (gene ABCG2). Bases 483 to 2465 code for a protein of 660 amino acids. The transcript is spliced from 17 exons. Gene Ontology annotation, molecular function: ATP binding; ABC-type transporter activity; ATP hydrolysis activity. The record is from RefSeq and is a predicted model, not a curated record. Gene Ontology annotation, cellular component: plasma membrane. NCBI's taxonomy places the organism in Eukaryota, Metazoa, Chordata, Ceratodontiformes, Protopteridae.